This is a messenger RNA of Hipposideros armiger (great roundleaf bat), 1925 nucleotides long. RefSeq names its product ribonucleotide reductase regulatory TP53 inducible subunit M2B (gene RRM2B). NCBI's taxonomy places the organism in Eukaryota, Metazoa, Chordata, Mammalia, Chiroptera, Hipposideridae. Gene Ontology annotation, cellular component: cytosol. Gene Ontology annotation, biological process: deoxyribonucleotide biosynthetic process. Bases 202 to 1050 code for a protein of 282 amino acids. Gene Ontology annotation, molecular function: ribonucleoside-diphosphate reductase activity, thioredoxin disulfide as acceptor. The record is from RefSeq and is a predicted model, not a curated record. The transcript is spliced from 8 exons.
GCGGAGAGUUCCUCUGGCCUCAGGCGGGAAGGCGGGGCUGGCGCGGUGGAACCGGAGGGCCAGGCCGAUUGGGAGAGGUCUCUGCAGCCGGGGGCGGGGCGAACUCAGCAGCCCAGGGGGCCAUCUGAGUCCUGCCCUAGUUGGAGGUGGCCUGCGGCGCUCGGUUGCCACAGCUGCGGUGGCACUGGCGGAGUCUGCGCGAUGGGCGACCCGGAAAGGCCGGAAGCGGCCAGGCCGGAGCAGAAUGAGAGGUUAUCUUCAGAUACCAACGAAAAUGAAGAACCACUCCUAAGAAAGAGUUCUCGCCGAUUUGUCAUCUUUCCAAUCCAGUACCCUGAUAUUUGGAAGAUGUAUAAACAGGCACAGGCGUCCUUCUGGACAGCAGAAGAGGUGGAGCGAUUUAGUCAGGAGGUGCAGGUUCCAGAGGCUCGCUGUUUCUAUGGCUUUCAAAUUCUCAUCGAGAAUGUCCACUCAGAGAUGUACAGUUUGCUAAUAGACACGUACAUAAGAGAUCCCAAGAAAAGUGACUUUUUGGAUUUUGCCUGGGAAAGGGUGGUGGCCUUUGCUGCUGUAGAAGGAGUUUUCUUCUCGGGAUCUUUUGCUGCUAUAUUCUGGCUAAAGAAAAGAGGUCUUAUGCCUGGACUCACUUUUUCCAAUGAACUCAUCAGCAGAGAUGAAGGGCUUCACUGUGACUUUGCUUGCCUGAUGUUUCAAUAUUUAGUAAAUAAGCCUUCAGAAGAAAGGGUCAGGGAGAUCAUUGUUAAUGCUGUUGAAAUUGAGCAGGAGUUUUUAACAGAAGCCUUGCCAGUUGGGCUCAUUGGAAUGAAUUGUGUUUUGAUGAAACAGUAUAUUGAGUUUGUAGCUGACAGAUUACUUGUGGAACUUGGAUUCUCAAAGAUUUUUCAGGCAGAAAAUCCCUUUGAUUUUAUGGAAAACAUUUCUUUAGAAGGGAAAACAAAUUUCUUUGAGAAACGAGUUUCAGAGUAUCAGCGUUUUGCAGUGAUGGCAGAAACCACAGAUAAUGUCUUCACCUUGGAUGCAGAUUUUUAAAACCCUCCCCAUAUCUAAACAUAUCAUUGGUAAAUAGCAGUCUAUUUUUCUCUGCUUUAAAAAACAAACAAAACAUAAAGUGUCUCCUUUGCUCAAGAGGAAAUCCAAAAUCAAAUAUCAAUCAAGUUGGAUUUAUAUGAAUAUACUCAAACUUUUUAACAACCAGAGUGUAACUUAAAUGCUUUUGUUUUGUUACUAAAAUAUAAGAUGACAUUAUGUAGUGAUUAAGAGCAUGAGGUGAGGAGUCAGAUAUGAGUUUGAGAUUCUGUCCUUACUAUUUUGUGUGACCCUUGGCAAGUCAGUUAAUCUCCCUCAACCUCACUGUACUUAUUUUUAAAAAUGAAUGUAAUAGUAGGUCCUAAAUUCAUAGAGUGGAUAUGAGGAUUAAGGUACAAAGUAAGUUCUUAGCCAACACUACCACCAUCACCACCAUUACUAAUUAUUAUUAUUAUCAAUAGUGUGGAUUGCAGUGAUAUUGUGAUAAAGUACUCCCAUCUCCUCAAAGUAAUUGUGAUUCUUGAUUCUAAGAUCUAGAGUUAGAUCUUUGUAUUUUUAAUGUUGGAGAAAGGAUAUAAAGAUUUCCUUAAAAAGAUUAUAAUUCUCAUUAACUUGAGAAUAACUUCUUUGGAUUCCUCAGUAUUGUACUAAAAGAAGUUUAGCUCUUAGUUGCUUUGGGUAGGAUACUUACAGAGUGGCAUCCACGUGGUUGCCAUGGUAGUGGGCCUUGUGAGCAAAAUGGUUCUGCUUUUUCAGAAGUUAAAAGGAUAACUAUUGCCAGACAUAGCCCUUAAUGUAUAAAACUAGGGUGAAUUAGCUAGAGUAGCACUUCCCAAAGAGAAUUCUAAGAGCUAUUAGCCCCUCUAGAUAUUUUGUGG